AUGAACCUAGAGUUCCUACAAACUCUUCAUGGGUUUAUCAAUCUUCUUCAAGUGUGUUUUGGUUUUGCGGCCAUCUUUGCCUCAUCGCUUAUAUGGGUGGAUUCGAGUGUUUAUUUCCAGUUUAUUUAUAAGGGUUUUGGAUGGCAGACACUGAUUCUAUUCAUUUUGGUGGUCACAUUCAUUUUCUCCUUUACAAUUCUGCUUUCCAAUAUUUUCGGCAAGGAUGUUCUGGGAAGCAUAGGCAAGAAAAAGCUACUGCUGUUGUACGCGAUAUGUACAUUUUUGCUUACUGUGUCUGCUUCAUUGGAGACUUGGUAUAUCGGUCUCUCCACUGGCUACCUACACAAUCGUUUCAUUACAGUUACGGUGUUCAACUGGCUUCUCGUGAUUAGUUACAUUAUUCUGAUUGUGGUCACAUUACUGUUUAUGUAG
Molecule: messenger RNA, 432 nt
Organism: Angiostrongylus costaricensis
Lineage: Eukaryota; Metazoa; Nematoda; Chromadorea; Rhabditida; Metastrongylidae
Source: the annotation of a GenBank genome assembly